Messenger RNA from Trichoderma harzianum CBS 226.95, 290 nucleotides. RefSeq lists its product as hypothetical. The record is from RefSeq and is a predicted model, not a curated record. Gene Ontology annotation, molecular function: zinc ion binding; nucleic acid binding. NCBI's taxonomy places the organism in Eukaryota, Fungi, Ascomycota, Sordariomycetes, Hypocreales, Hypocreaceae. Bases 1 to 261 code for a protein of 86 amino acids. The transcript is spliced from 3 exons.
AUGGCUACCGAACAACAACCAUCUGACGACGCCAUUAACCAAAUGGAAGGCCUCAAGAUCACAGACAAUCCGCACAAAGGAAAAAGGUGCUACAACUGCUUGGAGCCAGACCAUAUUGCCAAAAUGUGCCCGAAGAAGAGAAUUCGACGCAACAAGAAACGCAACUAUCGGUUGACGAAGCAAGUCCACUCCAAGUGUACAUUCACUACUAACUACUAUUACAAUGGUAGUGGUGAUGAUGGAAAAGGGACGGCGAAAUAGUUUGUGGGUGGCUUGUGGUUGUUUUGGGU